This is a messenger RNA of Rhodotorula graminis WP1, 615 nucleotides long. RefSeq lists its product as uncharacterized. The transcript is spliced from 5 exons. NCBI's taxonomy places the organism in Eukaryota, Fungi, Basidiomycota, Microbotryomycetes, Sporidiobolales, Sporidiobolaceae. The coding region runs from base 1 to 615 and encodes 204 amino acids. The record is from RefSeq and is a predicted model, not a curated record.
AUGGCCCGCCUCUCUACCCUCGCCGCCGCCCUCGCCCUCGCCAGCACUGCGCUCGCCCAGAACCUCAUCAACACGCCCUCGCUGUUCCAGUGCACCGCCGCCGCCCUCACCUACCAGUGCGCCGCACCGCCGUGCACCGUCGUCGCUCGCCCCUCGGGCGACCAGACCCAGCAGCUGUGGUCCGGCGGCGAGGUCGCCGAUGCGUCGGGCAGCGUCAGCUGGAAGCCGGUCAAUGUCGCUGAGGGGACCGACGUGACGCUCUGGAUCACGGACAGCAACGGCGCCACCGUCUCGUCGGCGUCGGUCACCGUCUCGGGCGGCUCGGACGACUGCCUCUCGUCGUCGGGCUCGUCCGGCUCGUCGUCGACCAAGGCCGCCUCGUCGGCCACCAGCUCCGCCGCCGCCGUCGGUGCCGCCGCCACAUCGGCCGCCGCCUCGGGCGCCUCCAAGGCCAUGUCGGCUGUCUCGUCGGCCCUGAGCGGCUCGGCAACGACCUCGGGCGCCGCUGCUCCCUCGUCGUCCGGCGACUCUAACAGCGCCGCGGGCUCGCUCAUCAUUCGCGGCUCGGCUCUCGGCGCCGCCCUCACCAUCGCUGCCGUCGCUCUGUCCGUCUGA